UCUUGCCUAUACAACGUAUAUACAAUGCCAGUGCUGCUCAUCUGCAACCAAGGCUGAGGAAGACCUCGGGACCCUCCUCACCAGUUUUGCCUGUGAUCAAAGCCAGUCGUGGACUGUGAUGAGCAUGCUGAGCAUGGCCAGGCCACCGAGUGGAGAAACCACAAGGCAAUGAUGACCCUGGAGCUCACCAGACUCAUUCCUUUGAAGUCUGGAAGGGUCUCUGUUCAUCGCUGUGAGAACCAACAGCUGGGUCUGAAGUUUGCCACUGGCUAUUCUCGCUACCUGCAGCUGUGUCCUCUUCAAGCCCAGGGAGACUUGUUCCUCUACUGGGAACAGGUCAUUUCCCUCCUGCGACCACCCGUGGACAGUAAAAGCGGUACCUAUGCCGUUCCAGCUGAGGACAGGACAUGCACACCUGCCUUUGAAGACAGGAUGAGCCUGGACAUGGCAGAUUCCCAAGACCAGAGUCCGCAGCAGGGGCGACAGCACAGGUGGCUGUAGCAGGAGCUUUUAGCUGCACCACACAGCAGACGUGGACAUCGUGACCAAGACAGUUGUCCUCACACCAUGAAGGCCGUCGUGCAGGCAACGGAGAGUGGCCGCUUGGUUCUGCAAUGUCAGAAAGCAGAGACUAACCUUUAAUGACCAUUAAAUAUGCUCAGGGAGCCUAUUUUGUCUUUACUGCAGUUUAAAUAAAGAGCCAUUAAAUCUGA
Messenger RNA from Galeopterus variegatus (Sunda flying lemur), 713 nucleotides. Its product is annotated as protein FAM71A-like. The record is from RefSeq and is a predicted model, not a curated record. The transcript has 2 exons. Lineage: Eukaryota; Metazoa; Chordata; Mammalia; Dermoptera; Cynocephalidae. Gene Ontology annotation, cellular component: nucleus. The coding region runs from base 169 to 501 and encodes 110 amino acids.